CUCUCUCUCUCUGACAUGGCGGCGGGCGGCGAGCAGGCGCCGGAGCCCGGUCCCCCCGGUCAGCCCGGACCCCGCGGACCCCCCGGUCCCCCCGGUCAGCCCGGUCCCCCCGGUCAGCCCGGACCCCGCGGACCCCCCGGUCAGCCCGGACCCCCCGGUCAGCCCGGACCCCGCGGACCCCCCGGUCCCCCCGGUCAGCCCGGACCCCCCGGUCCCCCCGGUCAGCCCGGACCCCGCGGUCCCCCCGGUCCCCAGGCGCCGGCCUUCGUCAGCCUGGCCCCGGAGCCCGGUCCCCCCGGUCCGCGGCGCCGCCGGCGGCUCAACAGGAACAAGAAGAAGAACUGGACCAAGCACAGCGAUGUGAGGGAGGUGGAGGAGUUCCUGGAGGACGUGCGGCUCCAGGAGCGGACGGUGGGAGGUCUUGUGUCUGAAAAGACCGAUGAGAGCCUGUACUUCGUUGACACAGGAGAUGAAAAGAAAGACCUGAUCCACAAUAAAGGAAAGUUGAAGCCCCUGUGGGUUGACCUCGUUCUACAAUCAGACUCCAAAGUAGCUGUUCCCAAAGAUAUUUUAGCACAUCAGAUUCCCAACAGCCGGAAGCUAAGAAAGAAAGCAGAACAGGAGAAGCGUUUUGGAAUUGUCCGUCGGAAGGAGCGGCUGCUGUACGCCAGGCUGAAGAAACCUGCAGUGAUAACAAAGCCCAGUCCCAACAACGACCCCACCCGAGGCUUCUAUGACCUUUGGUCAAACACAAAUCCUCUUGACAAAGAGCUUGAAGGCAAAGAGGAAUGGUUCCUGGAACAGACCAAGAGGAAAAGGCAAAAGCGCCCAGAGAAAAUGAACCAGAAACCCUCGCAAAUGUCUGCGAUAGAAGUGAUUGCCCCAGGAGGUUCAUACAAUCCCACAUUUGAAUCUCAUCAGGCUCUGCUCCUUGCUGCACAUGAAGUGGAAGUUAAGAAGCUGAGAGCUGAGGAGAAAAUUAAUCGUCAGGUAUCUUUACCACCUUCGGCUGAACUUGCAACGAAGGAAACUGUGCUCCAGGAACUGUGCCAGGGUCUGUUAGAGGAUUCGGAAGGUGAGGAACAAGAGGGAGCUGCACCAGCCAGUGGCGACACGGAGACAGGAGAUGGGCACGUGUGGAAUGCCACCUCUUCUGAGAAGAAAACCGAAAGGGAUCGGAAAAGGGAAAAACUGCUCAAAAUACAGGAGCUGAAGCUAAAGGAGCAAAAGCGGGCACAGGAGAAGCAGCAGCAGCUGUUCCGUCUCCGCUCCAUCAAGGGGGAGGUGAGGCAGCUGGAGCUCGAGCUGGCAGAGCGGAAAGUCAGGCGCGCGGAGAAGCGGAAAGCAGAAGACAGCAAGCCUCGAAGGCUAGGCCGGUUGAAGUACGAGGACCCUGACCUCGAAGUGAAACUCAGUGAUGAACUUGCUGGUUCACUCCGGGCUUUGAAGCCAGAGGGCAGCAUCCUUGCUGAUCGCUUUAAGAGCUUACAGAAGAGAAAUCUGAUCGAACCCAGAGAAAGAGCGAAGUUCAAGAGGAAGUUCAAGCUAAAAUACGUUGAGAAGAGGGCGUUCCGAGAAGUUACAUUGUAGCUUCUGGAAAGGAAGAGAAUCCUGUGGCUGGAAUUGAUAGUAAAUAUAUUUUUCUUGUCUGCCAAUAAAAUGUCAGAGACUUUUUUUACUAAGCACUGAA
Molecule: messenger RNA, 1690 nt
Organism: Pristis pectinata (smalltooth sawfish)
Lineage: Eukaryota; Metazoa; Chordata; Chondrichthyes; Rhinopristiformes; Pristidae
Gene: nop53
Product: NOP53 ribosome biogenesis factor
Exons: 13
Coding region: 16-1590 (524 amino acids)
Biological process (GO): ribosomal large subunit assembly; rRNA processing
Cellular component (GO): nucleolus
Molecular function (GO): 5S rRNA binding
Source: RefSeq, a predicted model, not a curated record